GCUUUGUUGAGCCCGACAGCGAGAGGAAAGGCGACGGGAAACCGUGCGUAAAGGCGCAGAGGGAUUCCUGCGCUCUCCAGCCUGAUGCUGCUGGACAGGGUCUCAGUCUGUUUAACUCUUCGGGGUCAUUUAUGGAUCUCAUGAUGGGAGAGACAACCGAAGACCUUGUCAGGGAGGUGGACGAUUUGAGGUCAGAGAACGAGUAUUUGAAAGAUGAGGUGGAGGAGCUUCGCUGUGAGAUGCUGGAAAUGCGCGACAUGUUCCAGGAGGAGGAGGUGUUCCAGCUGCAGGAGCUGCGUCUGCAGCUGGAGCCCAACAAGACCUGUCGCAUCCUGCAGUACCGCCUCCGCAAGGCCGAGCGCCGCAGCAUCCGAGUGGCUCAGACGGGGCAGGUGGACGGGGAGCUGGUCCGGGGCUUGGAGCACGAUAUUAUGGUUGCAAAGAGUGUGUCCCUCCGGCUGUACAACGAGCUGGAGGGGGUGCAGAAGAAGAAUUCCCAGUUGGAGUGGGAAAAUGAGGCCCUGCGUGAGAAGACCCAGGAACUGGAAGUGGCCAAGCAGGUGUUACAGGCUGAGGUGGAGAAAGUCAGAGAGAGCACUCUGAAGAAGAAAAGCCUCCGAUCAACCGCCAGUAGAGCUGAGAAAAGGCUCUCUCAACAGAUCGAGGAUGACAGUGCAGAUCUCAGGUGCCAACUUCACUUUGCCAAAGAGGAAUUAGCUCUCAUGUGCAAGAAGCUCACCAAGUUGGUAUCAGAGAGCGAAGGCAUGCGGGAAGAGCUGGCCAAAUACCACUCAGCCUACGGCGACAUCCAAUCGCCUGAGAGCAAACAAAACUCCGCCCACGCCAGGGAGGCAGGGGUCAGAGUUCACCUAAAACUGGUGGAGGAAGAGGCCACACUCCUGAGCCGGCGCAUCGUUGAACUGGAGGUGGAGAACCGUGGACUGCGAGCAGAAAUGACCGACCUGAAAGAGAAAACGGGAAGAGUAGGGGAGGAAGAGGAAGAAGAAGAAGAAGAAAACCGGGAUGUGUUGGAGGAAAAUCUGUCAGCUGGGACACCGGUGAAGGACAGAGAGGGAAGUUUGAAAAUAGCACGCGCAACGUACAAGGAGGGUCAGGACGAGGCAGCAAGGAAGGUAAAAGUGAUGUUGAGACUUCAUCACAGACUGACGGCGCAAUUAGUGCUUGUCAUGGUAGUCGGGAGGGUCCUGUGGUGGUGA
This is a messenger RNA of Etheostoma spectabile (orangethroat darter), 1217 nucleotides long. Its product is annotated as protein SOGA1-like. The record is from RefSeq and is a predicted model, not a curated record. NCBI's taxonomy places the organism in Eukaryota, Metazoa, Chordata, Actinopteri, Perciformes, Percidae. Gene Ontology annotation, biological process: regulation of autophagy.